Strongyloides ratti is the source of this 450-nucleotide messenger RNA. RefSeq names its product Ciboulot. Gene Ontology annotation, cellular component: cytosol. Gene Ontology annotation, biological process: actin filament organization. Gene Ontology annotation, molecular function: actin monomer binding. The coding region runs from base 1 to 450 and encodes 149 amino acids. Lineage: Eukaryota; Metazoa; Nematoda; Chromadorea; Rhabditida; Strongyloididae. The transcript has 2 exons. The record is from RefSeq and is a predicted model, not a curated record.
AUGACUUCGACAUUUAAAAAUUCUCCAAAACUUCCAACUGAUAUUACCAAGGACUUACUUCAUGGUAGGGAGUUAAAACACGUAGCAACUGAAGAAAAGAACGUUUUACCGACUGCUGACGAUGUUAAAACUGAAAAACAACAUGAAGAAUUUGUAAAUGGUAUUGAAACAUUUCCAAAAAAUCAACUUCAUAAAGUAGAAACAACUGAUAAGACUGUUCUUCCCUCAGCUGGAGACAUUGCUAUUGAAAAAGUUCCUACAGAAGUUGUUAAUUUUAAUCUUGACAAAUUAAAUCAUGUUGAACCCCAGGUAAAAAAUGUUUUACCAAGUAAGGAACAAUACACAAGAGAAAAAUGCCUCAAACAAGCGGCUUCUUUUGAUCAUGAAAAAUUAAAUCAUGUUGAACCAGUAGUUAAAAAUGAUAUAAUCACAGUUGUUGAUAAACAAUAA